This is a messenger RNA of Sardina pilchardus (European sardine), 845 nucleotides long. It is a transcript of the gene hmga2, whose product is annotated as high mobility group AT-hook 2. Gene Ontology annotation, cellular component: chromatin; nucleus. NCBI's taxonomy places the organism in Eukaryota, Metazoa, Chordata, Actinopteri, Clupeiformes, Clupeidae. The coding region runs from base 232 to 573 and encodes 113 amino acids. Gene Ontology annotation, molecular function: DNA binding; transcription coregulator activity. Gene Ontology annotation, biological process: regulation of DNA-templated transcription. The record is from RefSeq and is a predicted model, not a curated record. The transcript is spliced from 5 exons.
UCAUAAUACUUUGAAGGCUCUCCCCAUCUUUUUGUUUUUGUUUUGCGCAACCCUUUUCUUGCAAAUACAUAUUUAUUGAGGCCUCUUCAUUCUACACUUGAAAUCGCCGGUUCUAACUUUAAAGGAACAAGGAACUCCAUCUCGUGUUCCGCACCAGGACGACCGGUGUGCAGGAAUCAGCCGUGUCUGAAAGUAGAAGGUGCAGGAGAUUACAGUUUGGUCCAAGCCACAAUGAGUGCCCGCGGUGAGGAAGCCGGCGAAGCUUCAGGAUCCCAGGAGCAGCCCGCACCGGCUGAGCCUCCGAAGAGAGGACCGGGCAGACCGAGGAAGCCGCCUCAAGAGCCCACGGGCGAGCCUGUCCCCAAACGACCGAGGGGGCGCCCUAAAGGCAGCAAGAACAAGGGCCCUCCAAGGCAGCACAGAAGAAAGCUGAGGCCACAGGUGAAAAGAGACCCAGAGGCCGACCCAGGAAAUGGCCACAGCAAGUGGUCCAGAAAAAGCCUGCUCAGGAACAAGAAGAAGAAGAAGAGGCCGAGGAGUCGGGAGAGGAGGACUAAGAACCCCCAGCGUUGAACCUCUACCUCAAUCAACUGUCAGGUCUUUCAAAGGGAAAAGACUGCCUUGACCACUUAUUGUUGACUUUCCACUUUUUGUUUUGUUCUCGAGUUUGGUUUCGUAUUUUUGAAAAAGAAAACAUUGAUUUUUUUUUUUUGUUUUUGUUCUGUUUUGUUUGUUUGAUUUGGGUUUCUUGAAAAGAACACACACUACACCUCAGCAAAUGAACGGCAAAGACGUAAAUGCAGAAUGGCUGGCAGAGCCUCCUCGUUGUUCCACCGUGAGGUCUC